UAAUAGUUUCUAGAGUCCAUAAUAAAAACAAAAAGUGAUUGAUAUGAUUCGACCAUUUUAAAAAGGAUUUCUCCAGCACUGUGAUGUUGAAAAUUAUAACGACAAAGUAUACUAUCAAGCCUACUUCUACUCCUGCUUGUUGGAUUUUAGAUAUUCGCAAUUUGGUUUGCAUUCUGACACCAUUUUUCAUCUUAUUCUUCCGUAUAAUCAGUUACGUCCUUUAAUUUUGGUACCUAAAUACUUAAUUUGCGGUAGACUGUAUUAUACUGAAAUUUAGCUGAUUCAAAACUCAAGAUAUGCUGGGAGCGUUAGACAGGACGCAAGUAGUAGCUUUAAAGGUGAUUUUUACAGAUACUUUCUCAAUCUGACAAAUCCAUCAUUAAGAAUUGUCGUAGUGACACUACACUAUAUCGUGACUAUUAAUCUAGAUAAUAUUAUGUCUCCCGAUGAAGCCUCAAAAUUACCGAAACCAACCUUGAUGGAGAAUUUUCUUCACAAUGCCCUUCUUAUGACAGAGAUUGGUAUUGACCUCAAAGAUAGAUUCAUAGCGGGUGAAAAGUAUAUCAAUCAAUUGAGAAGCAUUCUACUGGGAGCAGAUAAGGCCAUUUCAGCGCUUUAUUUAAUAUCUAAGAGUUCCCUAGAACAAGCACAACAUAUUUUAUCAUCAAUGAUCCAAACAGAUAUUCCCAAUACUGCCUUUAAACAAGAAUGCGACCGAUUGUUAGGCAUAGUAGAAAAGCAGCUUCUAGAAUUAAAACUGAAGAACUCUGAGGCAAGUUGUACUAACUUGGACCUAGAACAGCUCUCCGAGAAGAUACGAUAUCUAGAAUCCAAGCAAAAGAAUCUAGAGGCAAUCAUUAGUCCACAUACAUCUAGCAGUAAGAACAUUAAAGCUGAUAUAAAUGAAAAGUAUCCGGAAAAUCUAUCUAGGGAAUCACUAAUCGACUUGAAUACAGUGGUGAACCUUCCUCCUGUACCUGAAGACAUAUUUACAAGUUUUAACAACAAACCCAAAAGAUCCUCAAGCUUAUCUUCACUGAAAAGCAUGCGGAAAAUAAAGAUGUUCUUGCAGAGAGCCGAAAGUUCCGAUGAUGAAGAUAGCUCGGAAAAUGAUGAGCGAGAUUAUCCUAGAUCAUUUUAUGGUGACAGCGAAGACGGAAAACUGCCCAGUCCCCACAGUCCAAUAUCCAAGAAGAUGUUGGGUAACAUAAAAGAGGAAACUCACGAUUAGAAAAAUCACUUUAAUAAAUAUACCAAUAAAAAUUACAAAACAUUGCUACUCAGGUCUAGAACGAAUCAUUAAAGCUAAUGUUCCCGAAACCUUGCGUUGGGUAGUUAUGCCUAACAGGUAUUUCAUCUUUUCGCAACGCCUUUAUGCAUUUGUAGAACAGGAAAAACACGAUCAAAAAUAUAAAAUAUACUUCAAUUCUGUAUCCAAACAGCCAGGCAAGAAAUGCUCCAAUGCAAAGGUAAGUUAGGAAUCUGUAACU
Messenger RNA from Acanthoscelides obtectus, 1490 nucleotides. NCBI's taxonomy places the organism in Eukaryota, Metazoa, Arthropoda, Insecta, Coleoptera, Chrysomelidae. The record is from the annotation of a GenBank genome assembly.